GGAAAAUUCUCACUAACCGUCUCCAACUGAAUCCUUGUGCGGUACAACCUUGACUGCGAAGCGCACAACCUUAAACAAAAGCGACAGUUGUUCACGCGCGAACCUCAGCUCUCUUCUUCCGAUUCGAUCCCAUUGAACUGAUUACGUUUUCUAAUCUUACUCAUUGAUCGGAAUAUGGGGGCGGCGAAGAUGAAAGGUACGAGGAUACGCCGACGUUCGGCGCCGAGGGUUCCGUAUCUAUGUUUGUUCUCAUGCACGAUUCUUCUCAGCUACUCUCCAGUGCUAAUAUCAGCUGCAGUCGUUACACUUGAUUCUAUUUUGAUAUACAAAACCCAUGAUUGGCUUCCAGCCAAGAAGACAGUUUCCUUUCAAUGUAAAGGGGAGCAUUCAAUAGUUUUACCAGAUGUGAAAGAAAAGCAUGUCCUGUAUACCUUCAAAGGUGAAGAAUCUUGGCAGCCUCUAACAGAACUUAAAGAUAUAAAGUGCAAGCGUUGUGGAUUCUAUGAGAAGGAUGCCAUCACUACAAUGACUCCAUUUGAUGAAUGGGAAUUUUGUGCAUCUGAUUUCACGAGGUCUGAUGGCAAAUAUGUUCAUCUCAAGGAAAAGGAGAUUAAUGCUACAUUUCUAUGUCCAGAAUGUGUCUCUCUUGCAAAUGAUGCAGAGUAUUUCUCUAAUGAGAAAAACUACUUCAAAGGGAUGCACUGGAUUGUGGUCACCAUUGUCGCUGUUUUAGUCUCAGGCGUGGUAAUUGCUGGCUUCAUAACUGCUUAUAAGUACUGGCAGAAAAGAAAGAGGCAGCAAGAACAGGCACGUUUCCUCAGACUGUUCGAAGAAGGUGACGACAUUGAGGAUGAAUUGGGUAUCGGCCCUCUUAGUUCAGUUUGAGAUAAUUGUACUCAAUUCUUUUCACAACUUCAUUUUUUCUUUUUGUAUAUUAAAAUUGUCCACAGCAAGGGGGCAAGUUUCCUACAAAACUAGAAGCAUAGGUGUGAAGCAUACGAACUUCACAUGUUUUGACACAGAUGAAGCAUACGAACUUCAAACAA
Messenger RNA from Sesamum indicum (sesame), 1046 nucleotides. RefSeq lists its product as uncharacterized. The record is from RefSeq and is a predicted model, not a curated record. Lineage: Eukaryota; Viridiplantae; Streptophyta; Magnoliopsida; Lamiales; Pedaliaceae.